Prunus mume (Japanese apricot) is the source of this 631-nucleotide messenger RNA. RefSeq names its product cyclin-U4-1-like. NCBI's taxonomy places the organism in Eukaryota, Viridiplantae, Streptophyta, Magnoliopsida, Rosales, Rosaceae. Gene Ontology annotation, biological process: regulation of cyclin-dependent protein serine/threonine kinase activity. Gene Ontology annotation, molecular function: protein kinase binding. The record is from RefSeq and is a predicted model, not a curated record.
AAACUUGCUCUCAUCAUCAAUGGAAGAGUUAGAGAACCCAAUAGUGAUGGCAAAGGUCAUCACAUUCCUCUCUUCCCUGGUUCAAAGGGUGGCUGAAUCAAACGACAUCAAUUGUGAAUUCCAACCCAAGAAAAUCUCAGUCUUCCAUGGCCAAACCAGGCCCCCCAUAUCAAUACAGAGCUAUUUAGAGAGAAUUUUCAAGUACGCCGAUUGUAGCCCAUCUUGCUUAAUUGUUGCACAUGUUUAUCUGGAUCGGUUUUCUCAGAGGCAACCCGAUUUGCCUAUCAAUUCGUACAACGUUCACCGGUUGCUGAUUACUAGUGUCAUGGUGGCUGCAAAGUUCAUGGAUGACAUGUACUACAACAAUGCCUAUUAUGCAAAAGUUGGAGGCAUCAGCACAAUAGAGAUGAAUUUUCUUGAGGUGGAUUUCCUUUUUGGUUUGAACUUCAACUUAAAUGUGAACCCCUCAACCUUCACCACCUACUGUUCCUACCUCCAGAGAGAGAUCCUCUUACUGCAGCCUCCUCUAGAUUCUGCAGAUUCUUCUCUUAGUUUAGGCAAAUCGCUAAAGCUCCACUUGUGCUUUGAUGAGGGUGAAACCUCCCAUCAGCAACAGCAGCUAGCUGUUUAA